Messenger RNA from Xyrauchen texanus (razorback sucker), 762 nucleotides. It is a transcript of the gene nip7, whose product is annotated as NIP7 nucleolar pre-rRNA processing protein. Gene Ontology annotation, molecular function: RNA binding. The record is from RefSeq and is a predicted model, not a curated record. Bases 89 to 631 code for a protein of 180 amino acids. NCBI's taxonomy places the organism in Eukaryota, Metazoa, Chordata, Actinopteri, Cypriniformes, Catostomidae. Gene Ontology annotation, cellular component: nucleolus; nucleus; preribosome, large subunit precursor. Gene Ontology annotation, biological process: ribosomal large subunit biogenesis; ribosome assembly. The transcript is spliced from 5 exons.
CCUGAGCGUGUCAUCACGUGGUGUGUUCAGUGAGAAUACUGCCGUGUUAUUUAAAUACUUCAGGAACAACGAAAUUAUUACAUUUAUCAUGCGUCCAUUAACGGACGAAGAGACGAAAACUAUGUUUGAAAAGCUCUCUAAAUACAUUGGAGAGAACAUCAAACUUCUUGUUGAUCGACCUGAUGGAACGUACUGUUUCAGACUUCAUAAUGAUCGAGUUUAUUACAUGAGUGAGAAAAUCCUUAAGUUGGCUACGAAUAUCUCCCGAGAUAAACUGGUAUCAGUUGGCACAUGUUUCGGAAAGUUUACAAAGACACAAAAAUUCCGUCUGCACAUCACGGCUCUCGACUUCCUCGCACCAUAUGCCAAGUUUAAGGUGUGGGUGAAGCCUGGCUCAGAGCAGUCUUUCCUGUAUGGAAAUCACAUUAUGAAGUCAGGACUGGGCAGGAUUACAGAAAACACUGUGCAGUACCAGGGAGUGGUGGUGUAUUCAAUGGCUGAUGUACCGCUGGGCUUUGGAGUCGCGGCAAAGACCACACAGGAUUGUCGGAAGGUUGACCCCAUGUCCAUCGUGGUUUUCCAUCAGGCUGAUAUUGGAGAGUACAUCAGAAGUGAAGACACACUGACAUAAGACCAUCACUCCAAAAAUCACAAUGGACAGUUCAUUUAAUUUAGACUAUUGGACAAUAUUUUACACAUGCUUGGAAAGAUCAGUGUAUAUAGUGCUGAAUUCAUAAUUCUUCAAUGCAUGGUUAGAGAUCA